AUGUCGUAUUAUAUGUCUAGCGAUUUUGAUCCUCAUGCUGCCUGUGAAUCACGCGAGACAUUCUUGUACUCGAACACAUUGUUGCGUGGUAGACAAUGUAGCUACGAUGGAGAUAACAAUGUGGAGGAAUGUUACGUCGAUAUUGGAGCCUGUGAGAAUGCUCGAGGAAGCGGGCCCGGCGAAUGCAGCAUUAAGGACUGCAACCAACCAACCAACCAGCCAACCAGGCAAGCCAGCCGGUUUCGAAUAAGAGUUGGAGAGGAAGCGUUACGAAGCAGGAGAGUUAGAGAGCUUCGUCAAAGAUCGAAUUAUUUGUCGGUGAAAUGGAACUCGAGUCUCCGCAGCUUUAUUAAAACUUUCACCAUCGGGUUUGAGAGACCAGUUGAUAAGAGCCGGAAACAGUAUCGACGAGCAAUCGUUUCGAAAUCAUGUGGCCGAUUACGUUACAUUUGAAAAUCGGGGGUUAGGUGUCUUUCGCGUUUGAUCGUGGAGAACGUUCUUCAGAAAAU
This is a messenger RNA of Bombus impatiens (common eastern bumble bee), 509 nucleotides long. RefSeq lists its product as uncharacterized. Lineage: Eukaryota; Metazoa; Arthropoda; Insecta; Hymenoptera; Apidae. The transcript is spliced from 7 exons. The coding region runs from base 1 to 453 and encodes 150 amino acids. The record is from RefSeq and is a predicted model, not a curated record.